AUGGCACGUCCAGUAUUGCAAACUACAGGGUCACUAGGUGUUUCCUAUAUCAUAUUUCGUGGUGUAAAACAGCUGCUUUCUAAACAUGUCCCUGAGAAAUGGUUGCGAGUGGAAGAACAACAAAGAAAUAGGGUUAAUGGAUUAGCUCAAAGAGUAGGAGAAAAAUUGCAGGAUUCUUUACCAAAUAUUCCUGAGGAUACGCGAAAUAAGAAUAUAUUAUUAAAGACUGUUUAUGAUAGUUUCCAAAAAAUUAAAUUAUAUGAAGUAGCAAUUUAUUUACUUACGAUUUUAGUUGUAGUUAUAUUACCACCUUUAUUAUCGUUACAUAUGGAAAAGAAGAAGAAAGCAGCAUUGGAAGAAUUUGAGAAACGUACUCAACAAAAUAAUGAUAAUAAUAAUGAUGAUGAUAAUACUAAUGUGAGCAAUAUUCAUGAAGAAGACCCUGAGGAAGAAGACCCUGAGGAAGAAGACCCUGAAGAAGGAGACCCUGAGGAAGGAGAAGAAGAGGAGGAGGAAGAUGUCUCAGAAGCUGAGAAUAAACUUAGCAAUAUCUCAAUGAACGAUAACGCCCCACUUAGUUUAAUCAAAGAUGAACUACCUCUAGCCGAUGAUAUUCCUAAGGAACAAGAAAUAGCAGAUGUAGAUAACGUUGAAGAAGAACUUUCACAUAUGGAUGAAAAUGAUAAUGAUUUUAGUCAAAGUAAUAUUACCCUUUCAAGCUAUCAUAUUAUCCCAGAUAAUGUAAAUAAUGGCGAGUAUAAAGGUGGAAAAAACUUAGAAUCUGAGGUUGCCGAAAGAACUCAUGACGAGAUUGAUUUAGAGACAGGAUUUGAUGAGAUCGAUCAAAUUGGUUCUCCAUUAGAACCGGAACAUAAUGAGGUUUUUAAGGAAAACAUCGAAACCGUGGAAGAACCACAAGACGUCCAAGAGAAAGAAGUACUAGAACCAGAACAGGGAAUUGUCUUGGAAAAAUCUGUUAAACAACCAAGAGAAACACCUUCAUUAUCAAAUCCAAAAGCUUUAUCCUUUGAUAGUCAAAGUUCACUCCAUACACAAAUGUUAUUCCCAUCAGCAGGGACAUCCUCAUAUAUUCAAUUUUCUCCAACAAAGGCAAGUGAUUUGAAAGUGGAAAUAAAUAAAAAGAACGCAUAUUCACAACCCUUCGAAUAUUAG
Molecule: messenger RNA, 1173 nt
Organism: Maudiozyma saulgeensis
Lineage: Eukaryota; Fungi; Ascomycota; Saccharomycetes; Saccharomycetales; Saccharomycetaceae
Source: the annotation of a GenBank genome assembly